CUAUUGGACAGCCAUUGGAGAGUUCGCUUCACGCGCUCACUAGCUCGGGUUCUGCCCACGACGGUGAUGGCGCUGAGCUGGACCUUGGUGGUGACAGGGCUUGUGGUAGCUCUGCCUGCCGCUCACCCACACCCACACCCAUACCCGCACACCCAUGCGAUGUGCGUGAUGAUGGACAGGCCAUACCAGGGGGCGCGGCACCUGUUGGCUGGCAGCCUGCCUCACUGCCUGCGGGACAUCAAGCCGUUCAAGUACCACCGCUCUGCCCUCAGACGCUGCAAGAACCAGGUCAAGAAGAGUCUCAUCAUGGAUAGGGGGGACUUCAAGAAGGAUCUGCUCGAUCCGGAGACUAUGGAAGGUGUGAUGGCGGAGGCGUGGGAGGGCGUGGCGGCGUGUCUGGUUGAGAGGCUGCAGCUGAAGAUGGAGGACGGUACACUGGACACCAAGAAGCUGGUCAGGGUUACUGCUGGGAUGGGAGGAAAGGACAUUUGGAAAGUGAAGUACAUGCGAGCGAUGGUGAUCACCUGUGCUGACAACACCACUGCCGAUAAUGCCACACAGCAACUGAAGGACGUGAUGGAGUGCGUGCGGGCGGGUGCGCUAGAGUUCUGUGAGAGUAAGAUGGCGUUCGCUAAACAGUGGUUGCAGUCCUCCGCUGAAGUGUCUGUCUGUAGCUCUGUGGUGGUGCCUCCUGAGCCCCGGGAGGCGUGUGUGGCGUGCGCGGAGGAGCUGGGCGUGUCCGAGGCAAUGUGUGGCAGCGACGGUACAGAGAGCGACACUCUGGAAGAGGAAGACGGCAAGACAAUUCACUUACCGGACAGUAUGCAGCUUGACCCAGAGGAGGCGGAGUGGGCGGUUCGGCUGUGUGCUAGUGAGCGGCUGGGUUGGUAUCGCCCCACGGAAGGCUUCCUCUUCACCGAGAUGAGCGAGGCCAUCGCAAACUUCACUGGCUGGGAGGACAUUCCGCAGGUGCGGGACAACGUGACCCAGACCAUUGUAGACUGCGCGCCGUCCUUCGAGGGAGACGUGCAGGUGCAGGCUGCGCUGUGGACCUCCUGCUUCAUGACCACCAUUUUUGACACGUGUGGCUUCAGGAGCAACCUCACCGCCAUGUUCUUCCCGGGUCUACACCACACCAUGCGCCGUGAGGUGAGGCAGCUGAUGCGCGGCCUGGUGGAGGUGGGCGACCUGGGCGACGACGAUGAUGACCUGGACGAGAGUGACGCUGAGCUGGUUGAUGCCGGGCUGCUGCAGAGUUCUCUCAUGGAGGAGACGCAGAUGGAGGAUGGUGGCACCGACGGUCCGAAAGUCAGGUCCGCCAGUAUGAAGGACCACAGCACGAGUGGCUCCGGGAAGAUGGAUAAACAAAAUGAGACUAAAGUUGGCCACGAGCCGGCGACCAGCGAGCCCUCGGAGGAUGUCUCCAGUGACAGGCCUCUGGAGGCAGACCCUAGCGGCACCCCUUCUGGCGAGUCGAUUGGCACUCCUCCCGCUGACUCCACGCAGGAAGGGUCCAGCGGCAGCGUGGACGACACCUCUGAGAAGGUAUCGGCUGAACCUUCGGAAAAGGUGCUCGAUGAGGCUAAAUAGUGCUGCGGUUACACGUCUGCAGGGUGUGGCGUCAUAUGCGUAGCUUAUUAAGCGUCCCAGGGAGUCUCCUUGCUGCAGACUGCACAUAUCAGCGAGCCUCGGCCGCUGAGUGCAAUUACAAUAAGUACUUACAUAAUACUUACAUAUAUGUUACUUGUUAGUUUACCAUAGAUUAUCAUGUAAGUUCAGUGUUACUCCAACUUUCCAUCCCAAUAUAUAUUUGCCUGACAGUGAAAAGUGUUAAGUCAUUAAAGACAUUUCGUUUUUUUUUUUUUUUUCGUGACACUUUUUUCUCUCUUUUUUCACUAAAGGUAUCCCUGUGUUAAUGAAUUGUUUUGAUGUGCAUCAAUCUGCAUCGGCAUUGCCAGCGUAGAUGACUCAGAAGGGGAUUCGUUCAAAAAAUGGGAACAGAUAGACCUACACUAGAUAAUGAUAAGCGAAACCAAUUUAUAUUCGGUCUGCUAGACAUGGGAAAAAUUACGUUUGCAGGAUUCGGAAAGACAUCAUCGCGACGAUUUCUCCUCCGAGCUUCUUCUUAAGUCAUCUGAUUAUGUGAAGAUUCUACGGAUUCGGUUUUCUGAGUCACUGAUUCAGAUUUUGGGGUUCAUAUUGUUAUCCGACGCCGCGGACAGGUAGCCUCACUCUACCGUGCUUUUUGAAUGGACUAAUUAAUUGAAACUUUUACACAUUACAUUACUUCAAGCACCAUAUACAAUAAAUAUCCGUCGUCUGAAGUAUUCAUUAUCUUAAAGCUCCCUCAAACAUCACCAGCUGCGCAAAAUUAUAAUUUCUAGAUCCUUUUAUAAAUGCAAACCUGUUGAGAGAGAGAGAGAGAGAGAGAGAGAGAGAGAGAGAGAGAGAGAGAGAGAGAGAGAGAGAGAGAGAGAGAGAGAGAGAGAGA
Scylla paramamosain (green mud crab) is the source of this 2491-nucleotide messenger RNA. RefSeq lists its product as uncharacterized. Lineage: Eukaryota; Metazoa; Arthropoda; Malacostraca; Decapoda; Portunidae. The record is from RefSeq and is a predicted model, not a curated record. The coding region runs from base 67 to 1590 and encodes 507 amino acids. The transcript has 14 exons.